AUGUCUGCUGCUGCGACUCUUCCUCCCCAGCAUCCAAAGGGUGCGAACUGGGCUGAUGACGAAAACGAUGAUGCCAUGCCUCGUGUGGAAACGCGUGACGAGGGCAACGGCAUUCAAGUUGUGACAGAAUACCGCACGAACGCGGAUGGUAAGAAGGUCAAGGUGACGCGUCGCAUUAAGCGUACGCUUGUAAGCACCAAGGUGAACCAUGUGGUGGCGGAGCGCAAGACGUGGGCCAAGUUUGGCCUCGAAAAGAGCGCCGCGCCAGGACCUCAUUCGGGUACGACAUCGAUCGGUGCGAAUGUGCAGAUCAAGCUUACGGCUGGUGCUCAGAAGGAGCCUGAGCCUGACCCAACGGAGGCCAUGCGCGAGAAGCUUGCGAACAAGCGUGUGCAGUGCCGUCUCUGCAAGGGCGACCAUUACACGGCUCGUUGCCCGUACCGCGAUACACUCGAGGCCAUCCCGGGCGCCGGUGGCGAUGUGCCCGACAGCGAUACUGUGGCUGCUGCAGCCGCGGCUGGUCUCUCGCUCUCGGGCGACUCUGCUGCGGACAAGAUGAACCCUGCGGCAGCUGGUCCAGGCAAGUACAAACCACCGAGCUUGCGUUCAGGUGCUGUGCCGACCCCCGGUAUGGGCGGUCCUACGCAGCGCGACGAGACGGCUACGCUGCGUGUAACGAACCUCAGCGAGGAUGUAGAAGAAGAGGAUUUGCGCGAUCUCUUCCGUCGCUACGGUCGUGUUACACGUAUCUUUGUUGGCCGCGAUCGCGAGACCGGUGCCUGCAAGGGCUUUGCGUACGUCAACUUUGAAGAUCGCGCAUCUGCCGAUAUGGCACGCCAGAAGCUGGACGGAUACCCAUACAGCAACCUUAUUCUCAGUUGCCAGUGGUCUCAGCCGCGUGGCGAGCGCCCGCAUUGA
Malassezia pachydermatis is the source of this 918-nucleotide messenger RNA. Its product is annotated as tif35-translation initiation factor eif3 subunit. The record is from RefSeq and is a predicted model, not a curated record. Bases 1 to 918 code for a protein of 305 amino acids. Gene Ontology annotation, molecular function: RNA binding; translation initiation factor activity. The transcript has 3 exons. Gene Ontology annotation, cellular component: cytoplasm; eukaryotic translation initiation factor 3 complex. NCBI's taxonomy places the organism in Eukaryota, Fungi, Basidiomycota, Malasseziomycetes, Malasseziales, Malasseziaceae.